AUGAGUCAACUUCAAGCAGAUAGUUUACCACAAUUAACAGAUGUAGAUAAAAUUCUAUCAAAUUGUGAAAAACUUAAAAAGUUAAUGGAAAAACAUGAACAAAGUAUAAAACAGGCAGCAUUAAGUUUAGCAAAUGUUUUAGGUGAUGACCCAAACAAUAAAGAUAUAAUGGAUAAUAUUGACAAAUCUUUUCUCACAACAAUAGCAUUAGAAGAUGCAGUCAUUACAUACAGUAGAAAUGCUGCAAAUUUAAAAAGUCAUGUAGAAAGAGCGACAAGAGGUAAUUUAAAUUCACAAGAUAGAAUUGGAUUAGGAGAGAAUUUAGCAGAUAAAUAUUUAAAAGAUGAUUAUAAGAAACCAUUAAAUUUAGAGAGAUCAAAGACAAGUGUAAAAUAUAAUAAUUUAAAAAGAGAGGUACAUAGUGUAAAUCAUUCUACACCAUUGGAUGGAUUAAAUGAUGAAGAUGAAGAUUUGGUUGUAGCAUCUCAAACUAUUAGUAUUAUAUGUCCAUUAUCACAGGCAACUUUAGUUGAACCAGUUAGAGCUGAACAGUGUUUGCAUGUUUUCUCUAAAGCUAUCAUAUUUCAAAUGUUUAAAAACUCUGCUCAAAUUCCAUGUCCAAUAGCUGGUUGUGGUCGUCAAAUUGCUAAAACUCAAUUAAAGAGAGCAAUAGAUGUUGAAGAAACUGUUAAAAAAGAACUUAGGAGAAAAGAAAAUCAACAAAGAAGAAAUGAUGAUGAUAUUACUGAAGUAUAA
Molecule: messenger RNA, 756 nt
Organism: Dictyostelium discoideum AX4
Lineage: Eukaryota; Evosea; Eumycetozoa; Dictyosteliales; Dictyosteliaceae
Exons: 2
Coding region: 1-756 (251 amino acids)
Biological process (GO): protein sumoylation; double-strand break repair via homologous recombination
Cellular component (GO): nucleus; Smc5-Smc6 complex
Molecular function (GO): zinc ion binding; SUMO transferase activity
Source: RefSeq, a predicted model, not a curated record